AUGAGUGAAACAUUUUUUAUUUCCUCUUUCAGUAACCCAGACCUGCGGCGCUCAGAGCUCUCUCUGGACGCCAUGCUGCAAAGAACGUCCUCCAACUCCUCAUCCUCUUCCUCCCCUUCAUCUCAAGGAGACUCAGCCGAGAGGAGAGGUCAAGCCAAGCCAGAAGGAUCCCCACCAGGAGCCAAUCAGGAGGCAAAGCCCAAACAGGAAGAGGGCCGUGAAUCAGCCAGACCCAGCAGACCUGCAGACCUUAGUGCACUGGCUAAGGAGCUCAGAGAACUGAGGGUGGAGGAGGGCAGCAGACCUCCAGUCAAG
Messenger RNA from Notothenia coriiceps (black rockcod), 315 nucleotides. Its product is annotated as traf2 and NCK-interacting protein kinase-like. The record is from RefSeq and is a predicted model, not a curated record. Lineage: Eukaryota; Metazoa; Chordata; Actinopteri; Perciformes; Nototheniidae. The transcript has 3 exons. The annotation marks the transcript as partial.